Molecule: messenger RNA, 3275 nt
Organism: Micropterus salmoides (largemouth bass)
Lineage: Eukaryota; Metazoa; Chordata; Actinopteri; Centrarchiformes; Centrarchidae
Product: HMG domain-containing protein 3-like
Exons: 19
Coding region: 201-3269 (1022 amino acids)
Source: RefSeq, a predicted model, not a curated record
ACCGCCAUGUUUUUUUACAAGUCGACGAGAAACGAAGCUAUUUUACAGACAUUUAUGCAUCGCAAAUAAUGGAUUUAAUAUGAAGUAUAGGCAAAUCUCAGCAUUACUUGCCGUUGGCAGAAUGCUUGACUUUUUCGGCGACGUAAAGGUUGUUCAGAGCAGUUUGUAGAGCCUCGGGCCAUCGUAGAUAUUUGGAAAUCAUGGAGAAAGUGGAGGUGUUUGAGGUUGUGAAAGUGACUGAGGAGGUGGAGAACUGCUACAAACACAUGGAGGUGACUACCCCGAAAAAGAGGAAGAGCAAAGCUCAAGAAGACAGUGUUGAGAAACCUAAAAAGUCUAGGUCUGCCUACCUACUAUACUACUUUGAUGUUCACCAGAUUAUGCAACAGGAAAUUCCUAAUCUGCCACAGUCAGAGAUCAACAAACGUAUCAGUGAGAGCUGGAAAAGGCUCAGUGUAGCUGAGAAAGCCUACUAUCUGGAGAAGGCCAAGUCUGAGAAGGAGGGUGUAGACACAUCGUCUCUCAGCCCCUCCAAACAUCCGCCAGGCUUCCGCAAAAUCCUCCCCAGAGCCAGUUACUUUCUCUUGGCUAAAGGCUGCCCCUCAAAUCACCAGCCGGGAGGCUCUCAACCAGAGGUGAGCGUGGAGCCUCUGGAGUCUCCAGUGGAGGGAGGCCUGUCUUCCGUCUCUUUCACCCAAGAACCCCAGUUCACACCUCUUGAGCUGGCCGGUGAGGUGGAACUUUCCGAACACCCCAUCGUUGUUGAUGACACAGCAGAGGAAACGGCACGGGCGUCUCAUCCCACGUCCCCCCAAGGAAUCCCACCCUCGUCUUCCUCCUUUGUGUCGUCCUCCACAGAUGCCUAUGUCUCACAGGGCUCUGCUGACAUUACCGCAAAUGGGGUCAUGCUGAAAGGAAAUGAGACGAGAGUUGCUGGUAGUGGUCAUGCUGGGGCGAUGGUGCAGCAGAUACAGGGGGAAACUACACAGAUUGUUGCUAUCAUACCCACCCAGAACCUGUUGGAGCCCAAGUCUUUGGCGGGUGUCAGCUCUGUGGGCUCAGUAAUGAUGGUCUCUGUAGGAGCCAGAGUAGAACAAAGUGCCAAACCUUCAUAUAAAAUGUCUGUAAAGACAUACACCAGGAGAGGUCGAGGGAAGUGUCUAAAGCCUGGAUGUUCAUUUGUGUAUGUCACCCGCCACAAGCCACCGACGUGCCCUGAAUGUGGGAGCCACUUGGGCGGAAAAUGGAUACCUGCUGCAAAGAAGACACAAGAGAAAGAAGCUGCGUCCAAGAAGUUGCCACAGAAAGCUGGAACCAAGUCUAACGAAAGCUGCCAACCCACUCCUCCCCCUGCUCAGGAGGGGAAGGCUGAGGGCAGUAAAACAAACCCCACUAGGAGCAAAAAAGAAGCCAGAGUUCAACGGUGCUCCAGAAAGCAGCAUGCAGUUCCAGCUGGAAAGCCAUCAGAGGGCAGCAGUACCAAGGAGCCAGAACAAACGAAUGUUGUGAGCUCAACUGUCCAAAGUCAACACAGAAGCAGUGCCGCUGUUCGAAAGAGACCUGUGAGACCCAUCCUUCCUGCCUGCUAUAGAACAGGCCGUGCUGUGUUCCAGAUCAUAACUGUCCCACCUGACAAAGGAAAAUUUCAGAGUGUAAACAACAAUAAGUCAUUCACUGUGCCUCAAGAGAGUUUCUCGGGUCUCAAACCCAGCACUUUAAAGCAGCUCGGACAGACGGUCCCGACAACCACUGCCAAGCAGGAUUCUUCUGGCCCUGCAGAUGGUAGUCAGCCUGUGUCUUCACUGGCUGAUGGGAGAGUGAACAUCCUGUCAGUCGCCCCUUUCAAACAGCACACCGUUUCCAGCUUUGAUUUGGGACUGUCUACAGCGCGCGGAAGGGGUCGGUGUAAGAAUCUGUCCUGUGACUAUAUGUACAAGAACAGACACAAACCUGCAGUGUGCCCUAAAUGUGGCUGUGAGCUGACCCAGAAGAACACCAAGGGAUCAAAGUCUGGGACUCUGCUCGAUCCGUACCAGGCCCUGAGUCCUGCUCAGAAGGACAUCCAGCGCCAAAAUACCCUGCAGUUACUGCAGCGUUUCCUGCAGAUUCCCGAGAGCGAGACUGAGCUCCAGGAAACGUUGACCCUCAUCCAAGAGCUCAACAGUCUCCAGAUCGUCUUGGUUCAACCAGGAGACCAGGAGCACGGGGGCAGCGUAGAGACGGAGUACCUGGUCGAGUCUGGGUGGCCUCAGUUCUAUGAAUCGGCAGCUACUCAUUGUGGCCUGUGUAACUACCCUUUGUUCAAGGGAAGUCAGAGUACUGUCGCAGGACAAGAGGACUGCUGGCUGCUUACGGAGACACUGAUCCAGACAGCAUCUCUCCAGCUGAAGGUGUGUCUCAACAUUCAGUGUCUGGCUCUGCACAGCUUCACCGACCUGCAUCCAGGUUUGUUCAACAUUGGGAACAGACUGCUGGUCAGUAUUGACCUUUUCCUGAAGAUCAGAGCCAGCAUCAGACUGGGUCAAACCCCUUCUCAGGCAGCCAAGACCAUGCUAGACCACGUCCCCAAUCACCCCGUCCACUCUCUGAGUGCAGAGGAGUUAUCUCAAAUUCACGAGCUUCUCCUCAGUGGCUACUGGGCCUUUGAGUGUCUGACAGUGCGCGAUUACAACGACAUGAUCUGCGGCAUUUGUGGCAUUGCUCCCAAACUGGAGAUUGCAGAGCGACACACAAGCAACGUACUGGAGCUAAAGAAUGUGGAAGUUACCUGGCCUGAGUUUUCGGUCUCGGAUGAGGUACAUGUUGAUGACUUCUGGCUGACCAUGGAAAGUGAGGCUAUCGAGCAAGCGACUUUCCCCACUGACAUCCCUAUCACACGUGUGGAUGCUUCGAUCAUCGCUCCCUUCAUUCCCCCACUGAUGAGGAGUCCCACUGUUAUCAACACGGAGAAGGACAAAGUCCUGUCACACACACAGCAGCCCUCAGGAGAUCCAUCAGUUCUGGUGCGUCUCAUUCAUGAUGGUGACCUGAGACUCGACAAGAUUGAACACCACAGUGAGGACGAGCUGAGAACAAUACUGGACCGCUGCGGGGCAAGCAUCACCCCUGGCUCCACUAAGACCGAGUUGCUGGCCUCCCUGAUCUCCUUGUACACACUUGUUCACAGCGGCCUCGCCACUGGCCCACAGCCCCCUCCACACCUCACCGGUGGCAAGCUGUCCCAGCUCUGCCCCCACAAGGUAAAAACAGCAGCCCUGUCACUCAUGUAACCAGUC